Molecule: messenger RNA, 897 nt
Organism: Lodderomyces orthopsilosis Co 90-125
Lineage: Eukaryota; Fungi; Ascomycota; Pichiomycetes; Serinales; Debaryomycetaceae
Gene: YMC2
Product: Ymc2p
Exons: 1
Coding region: 1-897 (298 amino acids)
Biological process (GO): mitochondrial L-ornithine transmembrane transport
Molecular function (GO): L-ornithine transmembrane transporter activity
Source: RefSeq, a predicted model, not a curated record
AUGUCUGACUCAACUGAAAUUUACGAAAGUGUACCAAUCGACAACAGUCUAUCUAGAAAGAUUAAAGACAUAGCGGCAGGGUUUGUUGGUGGUGCCACCCAAGUCCUUAUCGGCCAGCCAGCAGAUUUGGUCAAAAUUCGACUUCAAACCACUUCAGCAACGUCUUCUUCACAGGUCAUCAAAGAUGUUAUUAAAAAUGAAGGGCUACUUGCCUUCUACAAGGGUACCUUGCCACCACUCUUUGGAGUAGGUGUAUGUGUGUCACUUCAAUUUUACGGUUUUCAUGAGGCAAAGAGGCAAAUAUUGCAAUACACCGGCAAAUCGCAAUUGAAUCUUUGGCCUGAGACUUAUAUCGCUGGUGCUGUGGCUGGUGUGGUAAAUUCUCCCGUGACCGCUCCAGUAGAGCAAUUAAGGAUCCUCAGUCAAUCAUCAGGAGAACUGAUUUCACUUACGUCCACAGUGAGAAAGAUUUUUGCCGAAAGAGGUAUACGGGGCAUAUACCGUGGUUUUGAUAUCACAUUGAUUAGAGAAUUUCAAGCGUAUGGUGUGUGGUUCUUGACCUACGAGGCGCUUAUAAAAAAAAUUGUUGAGUUGCAUCAUUACAAAAGCAGGGACCAAAUUGGCACACCAGAAUUGCUAGCAAGUGGUGCGCUUGCAGGUAAUGCAUUAUGGCUAAGCUCGUACCCAUUGGAUGUAAUAAAGUCCAACGUUCAAAGUGACGGAUGGGGAGCUAAUAGUAAAUUUGAUGGAAGUUCGCUCAAGGCAGCCAGAUACAUUUACACCCAUCAUGGAUUUACCGGAUUUUGGAGAGGAAUUGUUCCUUGCUUACUAAGGGCUGUCCCAUGUAGUGCAGGCACUUUUGCAAGUGUUGAGUUAGCACUUAGACUAAUGGGGUAA